Venturia canescens is the source of this 2637-nucleotide messenger RNA. RefSeq names its product apoptosis-inducing factor 3. The record is from RefSeq and is a predicted model, not a curated record. Lineage: Eukaryota; Metazoa; Arthropoda; Insecta; Hymenoptera; Ichneumonidae. Gene Ontology annotation, cellular component: cytoplasm. Gene Ontology annotation, molecular function: 2 iron, 2 sulfur cluster binding; oxidoreductase activity, acting on NAD(P)H; flavin adenine dinucleotide binding. The coding region runs from base 205 to 2106 and encodes 633 amino acids. The transcript is spliced from 9 exons.
AGUCUUCAGUCCUCAACGAGCUAUCGAAUAGUAAACAGUGGAGUUAGAGUUUUACGAACUUCGAAUGUGUACUAAAAUUAGAAUAUCUUGUUAAAACAAAAUAUACGCGGUCACAGAGAUCGAAUACCAAUAAACGGAUUGAUCAAAUCAAUGUGUAAUUGACAGUGCGUGUAUAAAAACUGUCGUGAGUUUUUAAUUUAAAAAAUGGGUGGGAGAAAUAGUAAAUCUUAUUCUCCGCAAGAAAAUAAACACUCGAGGAGACAAGCAGUUACCACGAGCACAGGCAAAUCAGAAAAACUCGACUAUGUCGAAGAUGUUGUUUGCAACGAGAGUGACAUCAACGAUAAUGAAAUGAAGUUAUUGCCAUUGGGAGAUGAUGGAGGAAAAAUCUUAUUGAUUAAGCAGAAGGGAGAAUUGCACGCUAUAGGAACAAAAUGUACCCACUACGGUGCUCUUCUGCAUACAGGAGCAUUGGGAGACGGAAGAAUCAGAUGUCCUUGGCACGGUGCUUGCUUCAAUAUCAAAACUGGCGAUAUCGAAGAUUAUCCAGGAUUAGAUUCUUUGCCCUGUUAUAAGGUAUCCGUGGACAAUGGGCAAGUAAAAGUUCAAGCGAAACGUAAGGACCUUGAGGCGAACAGACGAAUCAAAGGGAUGUGCUCAUUAAGGAAGGAGUCACCAAAAACUGUUGUGAUAGUUGGUGGGGGACCAGCAGCUGCUACGUGCGCUGAAAGCCUUCGUCAGGAAGGCUUUGAUGGUCGAAUCGUUAUGAUAUGUAAAGAGAACGUUUUGCCAUAUGAUAGGAUAAAGGUUUCCAAAACAAUGGACAUGGAUGUGCAGAAAAUUCUUUUGAGGCCUCAGAUGUUUUACGACGAGAAUAAAAUUGAAACGAAACUUGGUGUCGAAGCCACUGCAUUGAACACGGCUCAGAAUAUUGUCAAAUUGAGCAAUAAUGAGGAAUUGAAAUACGAUAAUUUGUUCAUUGCAACGGGAAGUAAAGCACGAAUGCCCGAUGCACCAGGAUCUAAUUUAACAAACAUAUUUGUCCUCCGUGAUUACACCGAUGCAGCUCGAGUUCACCAAAAAUUGUCAUCGGACAAACAUGUCGUAAUUCUUGGACAGAGUUUCAUUGGUAUGGAAGCUGCUGCUUAUUGCGCUGGAAAAUGUGCUGAAGUUACUGUUAUUGGACGCGACAAAGUUCCUCUCAAGGCUGUUUUCGGUGAAGAUAUCGGGGAUCGGGUGAAACAAGAACACGAAAAAAAAGGUAUAAAAUUCAUAGAUGAAAUGAAUAUCGCAAGGUUCAUAGCGAAGGAUGAUGGCCAAACUUUGGGCCAAGUUGAGCUUACGAACGGGGUACUUCUUCAAGCGGACAUUGCUAUAGUAGGCAUUGGCUCGACUUUCUACACAGACUGGCUUAAAGAUUCAGCUCUCGAACUUAUGCCCAACGGCAGUGUCAUCGUAGAUAAGAAUCUCCGAACGACUGCAAGAAAUGUAUUUGCUGGUGGUGAUAUCGCAUGUGCUCCUGUAUUCGCUGCCCAGGAUAUUUCAGCCGCAAUCGGUCACUGGCCGUUGGCACAUUAUCACGGGAAAAUAGCAGCCUUGAAUAUCGUUGGAAAAGAAACUCCUCUUCGUGCUGUACCUUUCUUCUGGACCAUGCUCUUUGGAAAAGGUUACCGCUAUGCAGGUUUUGGUAGAGCAACGAGUCACAAGAUUUAUGGAUCGCUGUCUGAUUUGAAGUAUUUCGCUUACUAUUUCAACGAGGGUAGAGUAAUUGCUAUGAGCAGUUGUGGUACCGAUCCAAUUGUUUCGGACUUUGCUGAGUAUUUGCACGAAGGAAAGACUUUGACCGAAGCCGAAGUUACAGCGAAUCCAACUGGUUGGAUGCGGAACAAACCUAAAGAUUUGGACAAGCUAUUAUCCGCCUCAAAAACAGUUUUGUCCGCGAGCCACUCGAUCGGUGCUUUGUGCGGGAGUCAACAGCGAAAAGCUUAUCAUACGUUAGCUGUAAGGCAACGAGAUUUCUGUAAAAUGAGUGGAACUUUUGAACGAAUAACCCACUGUAAAAAAAUGUUCAAAUACGCCAAGUUUAUCGUCGGUUUUCGCAUUUAAAUAUUCAAACCAAAUUACUACAUUUGAGUUUUUUUAAACCGACGAUUUUUUGUAUGAAUUUCUAGUGAUUAUUUUUUCUCAGUUAAAUAUUGCAGUAAUUUUAUUGCACCUAUGUACUUUCAUAUAAAAGAUUUUUUAAUCAAAUCCACGAAAAAGUUGACCUAAUUGAAAAUAUCCAGAAGCAAAUGUUAGCAACUUUUACAUUCAAAAUGUUUAAUUUUUGAGUAAUUGUAGCUCAAAAAUAUUCUUUCAGUCGAUUGACAGUCAAAGAAAAAUUCUUGCAAGAUAAUCGAUUACGUAAUAAAAAUCUCUCUAAUUCUCAAAAAUGCUUGCAGAAAUGAUAUAAAACGAUAUGUUCAAGAAACACUGCGAGUUCUGGGAAGUGAAGAUUUGAAUGACGACGAUGAUUGAAGCUAGAAGAAUCGUCCAAUUCUAAUUUAUGAGCAUAUUAAUGCAAUCUUAUGAUAAACACAUGUGACUCUGUAUACAUACAUAAUUGAAUACAUAUUUAUUUAAUAUCGGCAGAAAUAA